AAUGCCCUUGCAACAUGAGCUCUAUCCCAUGGUAUAAGGAGAAAUUACCUUCCAAAUGCUUUCAAGAACGCAUCACUAGCAAAGAGAGGUUCUCUGAUGCCCUUAAUGGCCAGCGAUGGAGAUUUCUGAAAAGUGGCCUGGAUGAUUUCAGAAAUGGAUGUCCUCAUCCUUCUGACAACAUAAUUAUCCAUGGGAAAAGGGGCCCUAUACCAAUAAUUCUGCAUUACAAAAAACAGGAUUCUUCUCAGAUUGUACCAUAUAAAGUCAAAGAGCUGGGGAUCAAAAACGAAGACAUUUACUCUAAGCUCACUGCAGCACAGAAAGCCAGGAAAGAUUUCAUCACGCAGGCUGAACGCUGCCUGAUCGAACACCCACUAGCGCUUUAUCCCCAUUUGGAGGAGAGUGUGCCCCCAGAGCUUUUUGAUGAUAUAAUUAAUCUCCUGGACCCUGAGAUGCAUCUGAGUAGAGCCACGCCUGAGGACAGCAAGACAGACGUGAAUGUCUCUUUUCAGUACCAGCUGCAUCUGGAAACACCACCAGACACAAGCUACAGCUCAACUGUCCCACCCUGGUUGCCUAAAAAGAAGAACCCUUACACAUGGUUUAGUAAGAAAGAGGUGUCUGAGAGAGAAAGAGCAGCCAAAAUAGCCUACGUUCCUCCCUUAGAUGAGAAUGUAAAGCGUGUAACGAAGGAAUUCUGUGAAUGGGUCAGCGCGAUGGGAGGCGACAACUAUAACAUUGAUGAAGCCACCAUCAUGAAGUUGUUCGACACAAGGUAUGAAACUCAGGCCAAGGCAUCAGCACCCAUUAAAAUCGUGGAGCUGUACCAUGUGCCGGCAGAGCUGAGGGAGUGCUCAGGGAAGAUCCCCACCUGGGAGACUGUUAAGAGCCCUCUCAAGCAGACACCUUCUGAGCCCAAAUGGGAGAAGAUUAAAUAUGGAGCCUGGUACCUUCAUCCGAAUAAAUGGAAGAAGAAAAAAGCAGGCGAGAAAGAAGAAAUUCCUCAAUCUCUGAAAACCUUUCUGGAUAAAAGGAAGAAGAAGGUCCAAAAGGAUGAGGAAGAGGAAAUGCCACUCCAUGGAACCUACGCCUUUGAGCGAUUCCUUGAAAAGAAAGGCUACAGGAAGCCUAAGUUUCUUCUGCAGAUGUUGGCUGCAUGUACUGACAAGGCAGGAGAGGAAAGUGGACAUCUCGCAAGGAAGUUAUCUUUAAAGGUCCUUGAAGACUUUAAAGCACAUUCCUCCUCAAUCUUCUAAGUACCCAUCCUAGCCAGCUAAUGCUUGGUUAAAGUUUUAUAAAACCAAGCCAGAAAAAUUAUUCAUAACAAGAUCACUAAAUCUGUCUCGUAUUUCCCUCCCUUUCCUUCAUUGGAAACUACUGCCGAAACAAAUAGUUUGUUAGACACAUUGAGAAGUGAACUAAUAAAAUGGAAUGCCAAGGUCACAAAACCUGAAUAAUGAUUGUCUGUUAAAGUCUGCAAUACUACUGGAAUGCUUUAACUUACUUAUUGUCUGAGAGAGGAAAGUGUUAUUCAGAUUGUAAUAUAUCAUAGGAGAAACAGAAUAUUUAUUGUAAAUAUGAGUGUAAUGUAACUGC
Messenger RNA from Elgaria multicarinata webbii, 1596 nucleotides. It is a transcript of the gene FAM47E, whose product is annotated as family with sequence similarity 47 member E. Bases 15 to 1256 code for a protein of 413 amino acids. Gene Ontology annotation, cellular component: chromatin. The record is from RefSeq and is a predicted model, not a curated record. Gene Ontology annotation, biological process: transcription initiation-coupled chromatin remodeling; protein localization to chromatin. The transcript is spliced from 8 exons. NCBI's taxonomy places the organism in Eukaryota, Metazoa, Chordata, Lepidosauria, Squamata, Anguidae.